AAGGGAAUAUGAUUCCCUCUUAAAGACUGUUCCUCCGACUCUUCAGUCUCACUCUAUUCUGCCUUUACUUUCUUCACUUUGAACACAGCUGCCGUCUAGACCUUCCAUGAUCAAUUGCUCACUAAUCCCUUUGUGUCUCUUUCACUUUCUUUCUCUCUCAAAAGCCUUUGGUACUACUAAUUAAAAUGUAAAAAAAGAGUUGUCAUUGGCCCAAAACACUCUCUGUGGGGUCUUUACUACUUAAGUGGGUUCCCAAAAUGCAAAGCUUACACCUUCUAAUUUGAGGCAUUUUGUUUCAUUGUUCUACAUUGAACAAGAGCAACAAUGAAGAGUAAUUGGGUUCUUUUGGCUCUCAUUUUUGUGGUUCUUUUUGGUGGGUUUUCUUCAGUUUCAGCCACGCCACCUGCAAAAAUUGUAAGUGGGGUUGUCUCCAAUGUGGUCUCUGCGCUUGUUAAGUGGCUGUGGUCACUGAAAUCCACCACCACCACAAAGACAGCUGAUACUUCUAGCCGUUCUAUGAUGAAAUUUGAGGGUGGAUAUACGGUGGAGACAGUAUUUGAUGGAAGUAAGCUUGGAAUUGAACCAUACUCACUUGAAGUGUCUCCAACUGGGGAGCUUCUUGUAUUGGAUUCUGAAAACAGUAAUAUUUACAGGAUCUCAACACCAUUGUCUCGUUAUAGCCGGCCCAAGCUGGUUGCUGGUUCACCUGAAGGGUAUUCUGGGCAUGUAGAUGGGAAGCUAAGAGAGGCAAGAAUGAACCACCCAAAAGGGCUUACAAUAGAUGACAGAGGAAACAUUUACAUUGCAGACACAUUGAAUAUGGCUAUCAGGAAGAUAAGUGAUUCAGGGGUUACAACUAUUGCAGGUGGAAAAUGGGGUCGAGGAGGAGGUCAUGUAGAUGGUCCAAGUGAAGAUGCAAAGUUUUCAAACGAUUUUGAUCUGGUUUAUAUUGGAAGUAGCUGCUCUAUUUUGGUUAUAGACAGAGGAAACCAGGCAAUUCGAGAAAUCCAACUUAAUGAUGAUGACUGUUCUUACGACUAUGAUGGUAGUUUCCACCUAGGGAUAGCAGUGCUUGUUGCAGCUGCAUUUUUUGGCUACAUGCUAGCAUUGCUGCAGCAAAGGGUGCGAGCAAUGUUUUCUUCCAGAGAUGAUCCAAGAACUACUAUUAAGAAAGUUGCAGUUGCACCAGUGGCUCCAUAUCAGAGGCCUCCGAAAUCAGUCAGGCCCCCCUUGAUUCCAAAUGAAGAUGAACCUGAGAGACAAGAAGAGGGAUUCUUUGGUUCACUUGGGAAGCUUGUCCUUAACACCGGUUCAACUGUAGCUGAAAUAUUUGGGGGACUAUUUUCAGGCUCUAGAAGAAAGUCUGUCCACUAUCAUCAGCAGUACCAACAACUGAACAAACAUCCAAAUUCAUGGCCCAUGCAAGAGAGCUUUGUGAUCCCAGAUGAGGAUGAACCACCACCAAUAGAAACCAGAAACGCUACACCCAAAAGGACCUACCCUUUCAUGACCAAAGAUAUGGAGAAGAGCCACCGUAUCAAGCAAAGUCAGCCUUACUAUAACGGAUGGGAUGGUGAUUAUCGCCAAGUUCAACAGCAGCAGCAGCAGCAUAUUCAGCAACAGCAGCAACAACAACAACAGCAUCAUCACAGGCACUUCUCAUCCAGCCCUCAAACUUACUAUGAGAAGAGCUGUGAAACAAAUGAAAUAGUCUUUGGAGCAGUUCAAGAACAGGAUGGACGUCGUGAGGCAGUGGUAAUAAAGGCUGUUGACUAUGGAGAUCCUAGCUAUAAUCAGUACAAUAUUCGGCCUCGAUUGAAUUACAUGGGUUAUUCUCAGGCCUAUUGAUCAUCUACAGCUACAUUUUAUUAGAGGGCAACAAAAGAAGCUUGUAAACUUUUAGUAUGUGAGAUAUGAAGAUGGGAUGGUUAAAAGUGGAUGUGAAAGGCAGGCAUGACUGUUUCAGGGUUAUCGUUUUUAUUUUCUCACAGGUAAUGUCUUCCAAAAUUUCCUUAGUAAAAGUACAUAUAUGUAAUAUAUA
This is a messenger RNA of Quercus lobata, 2041 nucleotides long. RefSeq lists its product as uncharacterized. Lineage: Eukaryota; Viridiplantae; Streptophyta; Magnoliopsida; Fagales; Fagaceae. Bases 325 to 1848 code for a protein of 507 amino acids. The transcript is spliced from 7 exons. The record is from RefSeq and is a predicted model, not a curated record.